AAGCUUCAAAGUUUUUUUUCUCGUAAAGAAGAAGAAUACAAAUAUUUUUCAUUUAUGAAGUUUCUUUGAGUGGGACUACAACUACAGGACUAAAAGUCCAAAAUAGUGGCUGGCUGGCUGGCUGCUAAUUAAUUAUUGGACAAAUCCAAUAUUCCUUCAAAGUUGAAAGUAGUACACAAUUCCAAAACCAUUUGCUACUUAUAUAAAUUGGGCAAAGUACAAGACUUCACUACAUACAUACACAUCAAAGAAAUGGCCAAUUACUCAACAUUUGUCUUUCUGUUAUUACCAUUACUUCUUCACAUUCGUUAUGUAAGAAGUGAGCUCCAAUUGAACUACUACUCAGAGAGUUGCCGAAGAGCUGAAGAGAUCAUCAAAGAACAAGUGGCAACAUUGUACCAUAAACAUGGCAAUACAGCAGUUUCUUGGAUCAGAAAUCUCUUUCAUGAUUGCAUGGUUAAGUCAUGUGAUGCAUCAAUAUAUUUGGACACAGCAAAUGGAGUGGAAUCAGAGAAGGAAUCUCCAAGGAAUUUUGGGAUGAGGAAUUUUAAGUAUAUUGAGACUAUCAAACAAGCACUUGAAAAAGAAUGUCCAAAUACUGUUUCUUGUGCUGAUAUUGUUGCUCUUUCUGCUAGGGAUGGUCUUUUCUGGUUAGGAGGGCCAAGAAUUGAAAUGAGAACAGGAAGGAAAGACAGCAAAGAAAGUUACUUAGCAGAAGUUGAAAAAUACCUUCCUAAUCACAAUGAUUCAAUGUCAUUUGUGCUUUCUCAAUUUCAAUCAAUUGGUAUUGAUACUGAAGGAACUGUUGCUCUUCUAGGUGCUCAUUCAGUAGGACGAGUUCAUUGUGUGAACUUAGUCCAUCGGCUUUACCCAACAGUUGACCCGACUAUCGACCCUGACUAUGCAAGGUACCUUAAAGGUCGAUGCCCCUCACCGGACCCCGACCCGGAAGCUGUUUUAUACUCAAGAUUUGAUCGUGAAACUACUAUGAUUUUGGACAAUAUGUACUACAAGAACCUUUUGAACAACAAGGGGUUAUUAAUUGUUGAUCAAGAAUUGGUUAAUGAUCCAAAUACUUCACCAUUUGUGGAGAAAAUGGCUGCUGAUAAUGGAUAUUUUCAUGAACAAUUUGCUAGGGCUUUGCUAAUUUUGUCUGAAAAUAAUCCACUUACCGGAGAUCAAGGUGAAAUUAGGAAAGUUUGUCGCUACUUAAAUAGUGCUUAAAAAGUAUUAUGUCUGGAUUUACAAGUGGAGACAGAAUAAAGCGUCUAUAAUAAAGACGUUUACUGUCUGUUUGGGGGGCAUUAGUGUGAUAUGUGGUUGCAUUUGUUUGGUUCUUUUCUUUUAUUUGUGUUGUAUUUACAUCUACAAGUGAAAUAAUAAUAUCAAUCGUAUCAAGUGUACUA
This is a messenger RNA of Capsicum annuum, 1406 nucleotides long. RefSeq names its product peroxidase 21. The transcript has 6 exons. Lineage: Eukaryota; Viridiplantae; Streptophyta; Magnoliopsida; Solanales; Solanaceae. The record is from RefSeq and is a predicted model, not a curated record. Gene Ontology annotation, molecular function: heme binding; peroxidase activity. Gene Ontology annotation, biological process: response to oxidative stress; hydrogen peroxide catabolic process. Bases 253 to 1224 code for a protein of 323 amino acids.